CUCCCUCCCUCGGCCGUAGCCUCCUCCGGCGGCAGCGGCGGUGCCCGCCGGCCCCAUGGCGGCGGAGCCCCAGCCCAAGGCGCUGACUCGCAAGCCCCUCCUGCUCAACAAAGUGGAGGGCUCGCAGGAGGUGGUGAACAUGGCAGCGAUAGUGCCCAAGGAGGACGGGGUCAUCAGCGUCUCGGAAGACAGAACAGUUCGCGUCUGGCUGAAGAGAGACAGUGGACAGUACUGGCCCAGCAUAUACCAUGCAAUGCCAUCUCCAUGUUCAUGCAUGUCUUUUAACCCGGAAACCAGAAGGCUGUCCAUAGGUCUAGACAAUGGUACAAUCUCAGAAUUCAUUUUAUCGGAAGAUUACAACAAGAUGACACUAGUGAAAAGUUACCAGGCUCAUCAAAGCAGGGUCAUCAUGAUUCUGUUUGUCCUGGAGAUGGAGUGGGUGUUGAGCACUGGACAAGACAAACACUUCACGUGGCACUGUUCCGAGAGUGGCCAGCGGCUGGGCGGGUACCGCACCAGCGCAGGCGCCUGCGGCCUGCAAUUUGAUGUGGAAACCCGGCAUGUGUUUGUCGGUGACCAUUCUGGGCAAGUGACCAUCCUCAAACUAGAGCAAGAGUCCUGCAGCCUUGUUACCACAUUUAAGGGACACACAGGUGGUGUCACUGCUCUCUGCUGGGACCCAAUACAGCGAGUUUUAUUCUCAGGCAGUUCUGAUCAUUCCAUUAUAAUGUGGGAUAUUGGAGGAAGAAAAGGCACAGCCAUCGAGCUGCAAGGACAUAAUGAUAAAGUUCAGUCUCUCUCCUAUGCUCACCACACUCGGCAGCUCAUCUCCUGUGGUGCAGAUGGGGGAAUCGUCGUCUGGAACAUGGAUGUUGAGAGGCAGGAGACUCCGGAGUGGCUGGAUAGUGAUUCCUGUCAAAAAUGUGACCAGCCAUUCUUCUGGAACUUCAAGCAAAUGUGGGACAGUAAGAAAAUAGGCCUCAGGCAGCAUCACUGCCGGAAGUGCGGGAAAGCCGUGUGCGGGAAAUGCAGCUCCAAGCGCUCCUCCAUCCCGCUGAUGGGCUUCGAGUUCGAAGUGAGGGUCUGCGACAGCUGCCACGAGUCCAUAACGGAUGAGGAGCGGGCACCUACAGCUACUUUCCAUGACAGUAAGCACAACAUUGUUCACGUACACUUCGAUGCCACCAGGGGAUGGCUGCUGACCUCGGGGACAGACAAGGUUAUUAAGUUGUGGGAUAUGACACCAGUAGUGUCUUGAUGUUACAUCAGGGGAACUUGAAAGGUGAUAUUUACAGAAGAAACGGAUUUCCUAACCCUAAUUGUACUGCAGAAGAUAGAUAACACUGGGCACAUACGGCAGAUGAGAAAGGAACUAAUGUGUUUACAACAACUUUAUGUCCUCUGCUUGAUCCAAGCUGAACAUUUGCACGAAGACUCUUUCCACUUCUUCUCAAAAUAUACAAGAAGGUAUUUUUUUAACUAACGGUUUGUACGAUCUGACUUUGGUUGUCUCGAGUUUGUUUGGAAAAAUCUGAGUGCAGUGCAAUUUUUAGUUUUUAUAUUUCACUAUGUCAAGAUACUUGCUGCUUUGUACAGAGGGUUCUUAGGUUGUGUCUUCCUCUGUGAGUUUUUGGUGUCAGCAGACUGUGUAAGGCAAUUGGCUCUCCCUGCAGCCAGUACCUGUUGCUUUGGGAUGUUUCUGCUGGCCGUGCUCUCUCCAGGGGAGGAAAUCCAGGCACGGUCUCUGGGUGCAUCACGGAGGAGCUGAUGGACUAUUGCAAUUUCUAAAAGGGCUUUACCAUCUACUUGUCCUAGUGGGCACCAUCCAGAGAGGAUUCAUUGGUCUGUAUAAUCUUCCUGCCUCUUCCUUUGCUACACAAGUCACAGAUCCAGGGGUCAGGUUAUUCAGCAACUGAUUUCUACAGAAAACUAAAAUAGUUUUCCAGCUCAGAGCAUUACAAGGAGCAUACAGACUUGUUUGAGUUUGAUGAUGCUGACAGUCUGAUUCAAAUGAAAUUAUUGGCAACAGGAACUUUUGGGAGCGUGUGCAUGGAGGGGGGCAGAUCUAAAACUGGUCUAGAUCUGAAGAGUCUGGUUUAUCUCUACCUCUACCUCUACCUUGCACAGCAGCAUUUCAGCAUUUAUACAUGUCUGUGUUGUUGAAGAUGAAUUUUGUUUUUCCUGUUUUCCAUGUGGUUAGUCAUAUUUAUUUUUAAAACACUGAUGGUUUUUAUUAAUUUCCUCUAUAGACCCAAAAGUGAUAUUGCUGAAUGAUGCCCGUUGUCCUGUUGUCAUACUUUACAGUUUGUCUUAAAAAUAAACAGUAUUUAAAAACCUG
Hirundo rustica (Barn swallow) is the source of this 2338-nucleotide messenger RNA. RefSeq names its product WD repeat and FYVE domain containing 2 (gene WDFY2). The transcript has 12 exons. Lineage: Eukaryota; Metazoa; Chordata; Aves; Passeriformes; Hirundinidae. The coding region runs from base 56 to 1258 and encodes 400 amino acids. The record is from RefSeq and is a predicted model, not a curated record. Gene Ontology annotation, molecular function: metal ion binding; protein binding.